UCAAAUAAGCGAUCUUCAAACCCACACAUUUCGCAGUUUAUUGAACCAUUGAGUGAUUUUUGAUCAGUUUAGUGCCAAACUUUGCCAUGCUAAGUCUCUUGCUAAUCGUGGUGUUUGCCUCGCGGGGCUUCGCCCUCGACAACGGCCUGGCUUUGACCCCCCCAAUGGGGUGGAUGCACUGGCAGCGCUUCCGCUGUCUGAUCGACUGCGACGCCUACCCCGACGAGUGCAUCAGUGAGAAUUUGUUCAAAACCAUGGCGGACAAAAUGGCCGAGGAGGGGUACCUGGGGGCCGGCUACGACCACCUCAUCAUCGACGACUGCUGGAUGGGGGAGCACCGGGACGCGCAGGGCCGGCUCCAGCCCAACUCGACGCGGUUCCCCAGCGGGAUCAAGGCCCUCUCCGACUAUGUGCACAGUAAGGGCCUCAAAUUCGGGAUUUACUCCGAUUAUGGUACCAAAACCUGUGCCGGGUACCCAGGAAGUCACGGCCACCUUGAAACCGACGCCCAAACCUUCGCCGACUGGGGCGUCGAUUACCUCAAACUCGACGGCUGUUACGCCGAUUUGGACGACCUUGAACCUGGGUACAUCCAGAUGGGCAAAUACUUGAACCAAACCGGACGACCCAUCGUCUACUCCUGCAGCUGGCCCGCCUACCAGGAACCCAAAGGGAUCAAAGUAUGCAACCAGUCAUACACGGUUUUAUGCAACCAAACAUACACGUCACUUUUUCAGCCAAAUUACACCGCUUUACGGGACACGUGUAAUCUGUGGCGUAAUUGGGACGACAUCGACGACACGUGGUCCAACGUCACCAACAUUCUGAAGUGGUUUAGUGAGAAUCAGGACCGGAUUGCGGAAUUUUCGGGCCCGGGCCACUGGAACGACCCUGAUAUGCUCAUAAUCGGCAAUUUCGGGCUGAGUUACGAGCAGAGUAAGGCCCAAAUGGCGCUGUGGGCCAUCAUGGCAGCCCCCUUGAUCAUGUCGGUGGAUUUGAGGACGAUUGAGCCGAAAUUUCGCGAUAUUUUACUAAAUCGAGAAGUAAUAAAAAUCAAUCAAGAUGCUUUAGGGAUCCAAGGACGCUUGAUUACGACUAUCAAAAAGAUUGAUGUUUGGACCAAACCGAUUUUGCCCAAUGAGGGGGCCCCCUCGUACGCUGUGGGGUUUUUGAGUAACCGUGUCGACGGCUACCCCUACAGGCUUAACGUGACUUUAGCCCAAUUGGGUAUAAAUCAGGCCGAAAAGUACAAAAUUCAGGACGUGUUUGACCCCAUGACGCGCGAGGUUUCGCAAAAUGAGACGAUUUUCGUGAGGGUGAAACCCACAGGUGUCGUCCUCCUCACAGCCACGCCCAUUUUGGACAAACAAAAGUGAAAAAAUUGUAACACAACAAACAAAUAAAUUUUUUUCAUUGAUAACAAUUUUUUAUCACUUUUGGAGGAACUUUAUUAUUAUUGCGACUUUACAGUCUGUUCCAAAUUGCUCAGAACAUGCUGAAGUUUACAGUGUUGCCGGGUUUGAUGAAAUUUCAACACGCUUGCUGAUUUAGUGUAAAAAAAUAAAUG
Molecule: messenger RNA, 1567 nt
Organism: Tribolium madens (black flour beetle)
Lineage: Eukaryota; Metazoa; Arthropoda; Insecta; Coleoptera; Tenebrionidae
Product: alpha-N-acetylgalactosaminidase-like
Exons: 6
Coding region: 87-1376 (429 amino acids)
Biological process (GO): glycosylceramide catabolic process; glycoside catabolic process; oligosaccharide metabolic process
Cellular component (GO): cytoplasm
Molecular function (GO): alpha-galactosidase activity
Source: RefSeq, a predicted model, not a curated record